This is a messenger RNA of Caenorhabditis briggsae, 210 nucleotides long. The coding region runs from base 1 to 210 and encodes 69 amino acids. The transcript has a single exon. Lineage: Eukaryota; Metazoa; Nematoda; Chromadorea; Rhabditida; Rhabditidae. The record is from RefSeq and is a predicted model, not a curated record.
AUGAACAAUGUUGUAACUCAUAUCUUUCAGUGUUCACCAUUUUCUGAAAAAGAACUACGCGAACGCAUUGCGGGCGAUCUCUACAACCACUACUCAACCCCAGAACCUUGGAAGCUGGUUGAAGAUGAUGUAAAUAGUAUUUCUUGGUAUUACGAAGAACUCCAUCGGAAAAAUUUUAGGUUCGGUCAGCGCUGCAACGACUCCGUCUGA